Messenger RNA from Osmerus eperlanus (European smelt), 3406 nucleotides. RefSeq names its product DCN1, defective in cullin neddylation 1, domain containing 2b (gene dcun1d2b). Gene Ontology annotation, biological process: protein neddylation. Gene Ontology annotation, cellular component: ubiquitin ligase complex. The coding region runs from base 176 to 910 and encodes 244 amino acids. The record is from RefSeq and is a predicted model, not a curated record. Lineage: Eukaryota; Metazoa; Chordata; Actinopteri; Osmeriformes; Osmeridae. The transcript has 7 exons. Gene Ontology annotation, molecular function: ubiquitin conjugating enzyme binding; cullin family protein binding; ubiquitin-like protein binding.
GCGCUACGCUGCCUGGACCUUGUGAGGCAGGCAUUCACUGGGCAACAAACUUCAUGUUUUUCCAGUUGUAAGACCCUUUGCUGUGGUCGACUACUUGUUAGCUAGCUAGCUAAGCACUAACCACGUCUGUCAGCAUAAGUUGAAGUCAUCACAGAAGGACAAGGUUCGCCAGUUCAUGUCCUUCACGCAGGCAGGGGAGAGAACUGCGGUGUACUGCCUGACGCAGAAUGACUGGAAACUAGAGGUGGCAACAGACAACUACUUUCAAAACCCUGACCUCUACUACAAAGAAUCCAUGAAAACCUCAGUAGACCGUAAGAAGCUGGAACAGCUGUACAACCGCUACAAAGACCCUCAAGAUGAGAAUAAAAUUGGCAUCGAUGGGAUCCAACUGUUCUGCGAUGACCUCACACUGGACCCGGCAAGCAUGAGUGUUCUGGUGGUGGCGUGGAAGUUCCGGGCCGCCACGCAGUGCGAGUUCAGCCGGAAAGAGUUUCUGGACGGCAUGGCGGAGCUGGGGUGUGACAGUCCAGAGAAACUUAAGGCGCUCCUCCCCAGACUAGAGCAGGAGCUGAAAGACACAGGGAAGUUCAAAGACUUCUACCAGUUCACGUUCAACUUCGCCAAGAAUCCCGGCCAGAAGGGCUUAGAUUUAGAUAUGGCUGUAGCCUACUGGAACCUGGUUCUGACGGGACGCUUUAAGUUCUUAGACCUCUGGAACCGGUUUUUACUGGAGCAUCACAAGAGGUCGAUCCCCAAAGACACGUGGAACCUUCUCCUGGACUUUGGUAGCAUGAUCGCAGAUGACAUGUCAAACUACGACGAGGAAGGGGCGUGGCCUGUUCUUAUAGAUGACUUUGUGGAGUUUGCCCGACCAAUCGUGGCAGGGGGCAAGCGUAAAACCAUAUAGGCUCCGCCUAGCUCUCAGUAGGGGGCUUUUUGCAACUCAAUUUUUGACUUGAGAGGAUUUUUAUACACACACACGAGCCAAAAAGAGACUAAUCAUACCGUCCUGAGGUUGAGGGACUGUGCACCCAACGGGGUGAGGGUGCGGGGCCGGGGAGCGAGUCCAACCGCCAACUGGGGAAGAGGAGGAGGGGAAACAACAGCCGUGAAGAAGUCCUUUUUUUCCUUUUUUUUACAUUCUUUCUUUUCAUCGCCGUCGCCUGACGACCAGAGGAAGCGGAGGGGGUGUGCUCUGCUUCAGCAGGAUGGGUGUAUGGAGCUCCCGGCGUCCCCUACGAGCAGUUCAAUCAUCCAGCUUGAAAAGCGGCACCGUGCUUCUGCCUCCUCCCUGCUUCCUCCCUGAGCUCCCCCCCUCCCCACCCCCGCAGCGUCAGAUCAGGAGAUUCCCGGCACAGGCAGACUGAAGGCAGGCGGUGGUUCUGCAGACGCAGAGACCAGGGCCCGGGUGCCAAGUGGGACACGUGUAGCUCUCUGGUUGCUAGUGCUGAAUGAUAUAGGAUGUUAGAAUCUGCAUGUUUUGUUUUUUUGUUUGUGUAGCUGAUCAUUGAGCAGCGUGAAAGAAAAACAAACGAAACGAACGGAUCCAUUGUUUUCAUUGAACGGCAGCGUGUGUGCGUGUGCCCGUCUGUGUGAGGCUCUCACCCAAUCACAGGAGAGCAGCAGUGGGAUCGCAAUCCAUCGACCCAUCGCGUGUGUACAGUGCUAGCAACCGCUUUCAUUUCACUCUCAAGUACCCAUUCAGUUCUGUGUUGUAACGUUUGAAUAAGGGGUCGGCUCAGAUGAUACAAUCAUUGAGCUUCAGAGGACAAGUUCAGACUCACUUUUUUCAGAUUCAGAAUCGGAACAGAGCAGCAUGUUUUUCGAGCUCAGCACCAGCAGAUAAAGACUAUUGUUACAGUUGUAAGAUACUGUACCCAUAGUACUAUGUAUAAAUAUAGAGCUUUAGAGUAAUAUCAGAUAUCAAUACAAUAUCAGAGAAAAUACAUUUAUAACCCUGGAUAAGAAGAGGUGGGUAUUUGACACACAUUAUGAGAGCCUCAGUUUUAUAGCGACUUUCUGCGCUGGGUGAUUUUAUUUUUAUUUUAUUUUUUAUUUUUUUGGGGUGUUCACUGUUUAUAUGAGAGACAGUCUCCUUGACUGGUGUUUGAACCAUAUCCAGGUGAUUUGUUUUGUUCUUGCCAACUACCAACUGCACUGAUUGACACUUUUUUCUUUUUUUUAACAAUGCACAGCAAUCCAAGUUGAGUUUAUUCUGUUUACAAGAAGACUACAGUUUCUAGUUGCACCCUUCAAGAUGUUUUAAUGUAUAUUUUCACUAUCAGUUACUGCAGAUUUAGACCACAUUUUUUUAAACUGUUGGUUUUUCUUUUUGUUAAGUCAUGGAUGCGUACUAUUUGAGUGUAAACGUUGUGGGCAUGUGACUGGUGAAGACUGAGAAACCAUGUCUGUAUAGUCCUCUUAAAUAGACAACACACACUUUUGAACACCUCAAUGAAACAGAAUGAGUGGAUUACUGUGUGGCUAAUGUGUUACCGCAGAACUCAGGUAAGAGUAGUCGUCUCCUACUCAGUUUUCUGUGUCAGUGUUCAAAUGAUAGAAGUACCAUCACUGUUUCAACAACAAGUCUCAUCUUUGUUGUCGGAUACGCGUUGUGUCGGUGUUGACUGGGCUCUCAGCUGUGUCGCUUCUAACCAGAGAUACUCUGUUCUGAUUACUAGUUGGAGCUGGCUGUGUCCUGAUCACUGAGGACUUGAUCUGUUGGAGAUGAUGCAGACCCGCUGCUGAACUAUCUUAGCAGAGCAGAUGUCAUGCUUAACCCCACUGAGAGCAGACUGAGUUGAACAGGGUCAUUGAUAAACAAAUGUAGGCAUAUUUGGUUUCAUUUGUUUUUUUAUUGUGUGGAGGUUUAUCUCUAGGCUGUUAUAAGGUUGGGACUUAUAUAUGUUAUGAAAAUAUGAAAACAGUCUUGUUUUGACGACAUGGUGAACCUCACGGCAAGGGAAACAUUUGGGUUUGUAACCAAACUCAAAAGUUUAAAGUCGGCUUGAGUUUCACUUCCCCUGACAAGACUCUGUUCACCAAUCUCCUGUCGACGCGAUGUCGACACUACGUUUUCCCACAGACUGAAGCCAUGACGACAUGUCAUUGUUUUGUUUCUGGUCAGCCAUACUUCAUGUUCAUUGACAGAAGAACCUCUUUGGCUCUGGUUUAGUAGAGAUUAUAGUUUUUCUCUAUUUGAUGUUCUUCAUGUGGUACGCUAUGAGUUGCCCUGUGUGUUGGUCAUACUCAGCUCAUCAAAACAGUAUUACUUCCACUGUAAAACCAAGACAAUUUAAAGCAUUUUGUCCGAAUGCUGUUACGGAGACAUACCGUACAUUACUUUGUUUUAUUUUGGCAAAGGAAGGUUGUCAAUAAAGCAUGUUGUUUUUAACAAAGUGAA